CAUUGAGUGCGAUUCAGUGCUUGAGACCGGUUCAAAUCGAUUGAAGCAAAAUUGCGGCGCUACGUUGGCGUGCGGAUGCAAACUACACGGAAUCGUCAACUUAACGAACGAACGAACGGUACGACUGUGUGUCAGAAAAUCCAAUUUAAAUUAAAUACAUAUACACGUACGAACGCAAAAUUAUAACUGCAAAGAAAUUGGUUAAAGUUGUUUAAAGARAAAAAUUAAGAAAAACAGCGCUUUCGAAUCGAAAAUGCAAACAAAGUGUUAUUUGGAGUGUAAGGCCCAACCAAAKCAAGUGCGUGUGCCAAAGUGAAAAAAAAAAUAAAAAAAAAAUUUUAAAUUUGAAAUCUAACAAAUUUGCAUAAAACCGUUAAGCAGCAAAGGUACAAAAGUUAAAAAAAAUUAAUCAAUAAAGAUAAAAGUGUAAAAAAUCGGUUAGAAGACAGGUUUGUUUUGGAGAAGCUGUUUUAUUUAGCAGCAGACUGAAAUUAAAAAGCUCACAAAAACAGCGAAAUUCAAUUGCUGAUCAUUGGAAAUCACUUUAGUCAUAAGCAAAKGCUCUGCCCAACAACCACAACAACCAAUCAAAKCGUACGUGCAACAUAUGCAAAUACACAUUUCUGCCCAUUCGGUUGUUACUACAUAUGUAUGUGUGUGCGCCAACUAACACUCACGUAUUAGCGAAUUUGCAUAGCAAAUAAUAUUAUAUUAUUUUGUCGCUGCAACAUUUCGCGCCGUAAACAAGCAAACAACAUACGCGUGUGUUGCAAGUAAACAUUUGCGCGCCCAUUUGUGAUUUGUGUGUGCGUGUGUGUUGCCAAAGUAACUGAAAGUGUCAUCUUCAGCGUUUUUCGCGUACGCGUACUUACCGCGUGUGUUUGUGUGCGUGUGUGCGCUUGAGCGCUACAAUUUGCGUACAAAAGAAAUUUAUUUGCUUUUACCUGCCUCUUGAACGUGCAACAUCCAUACUUACUCACACACUGGUUGUUUGUCUAACAAAUCACAAUUGAAUUGGAUUAUUUACGUGCCACCUCUUACUAAUUGGAUUUGAAGCAUUUUAAAUGCUAUUGCUGUUCAAAGUGAAGUGAUUGCUGCCACUUCUGGUGUGUCACCGGUGUGUUGCAGUUAACCACUACAAAAACAUAAAUCGAAAAAUAGAAGGGAAAAUUUUGAUUCAUUUGUUGGCGCACAGUGUGUGCUCGGCUUUAGUUACUGCAAUUGACUUCAAUCACAUGUGACAACAGCAGACGAUAAGGAUAAUAAUCAAAGCGAAAGAAUACUGAGAGUCGGAAAAUUGCAACAAAAAGAAAAUCAAAAAAGCUCAAAAAAGCGUAGAAAUGUGUCGGCACAUCAGAUUGUGUUGAAAAUUCCUGCACACAAAGUGAUAAUCGUAUAAAAUAUUGCACAGAGAAAACUACAAAGUAUACACUCGUGCCAUAAAAAGUUGCACUGUAGUGGCAGAAAACCUAAAAUAAGCGGGGCACAUACGGUGCUGGUGUGUCGAAUGGGAAAAACGGUUUCAAUCUCACUAAAGUACACAUUUUAAGUUGAGCAUAAGCGCAGGCACAUCCUGUGAAUUGAAUGCCAACUAAUCCUCUGCCAAGCAAUAAAGAAACUAGAAAGCAAAACAAAAGUUACUACGCUUAUACACACACAAACACAUAGAAGAAAGCUUAGAUAAAGGCUUAAAAACCCCUUAGAGGCAACAACAAACCAAGAAAAAAGGAAAAAUUAAAUAAAAAUAAUAAAGGACUAGCAACGUGCAAACAAAAAGUAAAUAAAAUGCCUGCCAUAACAAGUGAAGCGACAAGACCCGCGCCCACCCGUUGCCUACGGCCAAUCAGAGCGACAGUGCUUGCCGCAGCGACAGCAGCCGCCUCACUGCUUACAUCCGCAGCCACAGUCGCAGCGGCAGCAGCAGCAGCAGCAGCUGCGACAACAUCGUCCACAACCACUACAACAACAGCAACGGCAACAGCCGGCAUCGCCAGCUACAACCACAAUAGCAUAUCAACUCAACAGCCGGAUGCUUUGGAGCGACGACUGCAACCAGAUGUCGAUACGGACACCGGAGGUGGAAGUAGAGUAGGCGUAAAUGUUGAUCUAACUGCCGCCACCGCUGCCGCGCUGCCCAGCCGCCUCGCCAAUAAGUUGCUAACCAAUUUUCUGCCUGCCAUCGAUGCCGUCACAAAUGCCACCACCACCACCACCAACACACUCACCAGCAGCAGCACUAUCAGCAGUAGUAGCAGUAGUGGUAUUAGCAAUCGUGGUGCUGCUGUCACAUAUCCAAGCUUCCGGCCGCCGAGUAUAGAGAAUCUUGUCGCAAGUUCAGCUGAGGAUUUGAGCAAUUUUCGUGAUGUGUCCUUCGAUAUAUUCGACGACGAUGACGAUUUGUUUGGCUCUCCAUUGGCAUUUGAUGCUUCCGAUAAUGGCUUGUGGAAUGGCCGUUUCGUGCCGCCACCACCCCGUCCGCCAUUCCUAGUCGAUGAGCCGGUGCUGAGUGAUGGACUGACAACGUGUGAUUUGUGCUCAUGGGCCAUGCCAACGAAGAGUACAUUCAUGUUCGAGGGUACAAUAGAAAAAGCUUCCGAAUUGGGCUGGCCCUUGACGCUGAUUAUCGUUUCGGUGCUGUCAGCAUUGCUGGGAGCGAUUGUCAUGGUGACGGUUGUGCGCUGCAGAAGGAAAAAACCAACGAACAACCGUAACGGUAAGUGUACUAAACUUGCUGACGACGAUCCGACACCCUAUAUCCAACAACACCACCACCACCAUCAUCACAAUAACCAACAACUACAAUAUAACCAACACCUUAACCAUCAUUAUCCAUACCAACACCAACACAACCAAAACCUCAACCAAUAUGUACACGAACACCACCGACAUUUGUAUCCCACUGCCUACCGUAACCUACACGCACAGUAUCCGUCGUUGUCUAGCCACCAUAACGCCAUGACAACACACCAUCAUCACCAACAACAGCAACAACAACAACAAAUACACCAACAACAACACAAGCGACUACCUCAGCCGCUGCCAAUGCAUUAUGUGAGCAAUAGUUGCUCUUCGUCGUCGCUGACGAAUGACAGCCAGAGCACGCAACGCACCAGCCUGUCGACCAUAUAUCGGCCACCAAGCUAUUACAGCAGCGCUACGGUGCACGCUGGCACAGUGGCAUUAACCAAGGCGGCGCAAAAGCAAAAAUUGCUAAAACAACGCAUUGACAUGUUUACGCGUUCGCUACCACCGCCCCCAUCACCACCAACGGAGGCGCACCACGAUGCGGUGAUCGAGCGAAGGAGUUGUAGUAGCAUUGCUAGUCACAGUGGUAGUAGUGGUAGUGGCAGUAGUAGAAGGGGCGAUGAUGAGAGCAUUUGCAGUGACAGUUAUGCCGAAUCGUCGGUGGCUUACGAAGAGCCGACGACGCUGGAGAUAGACGCGUCACCGGUCGAAGAAGCCGAUAUGCCCAUAGUUGAAGCGGCGGUUAUGGUGGCUGCGUGCAGCACUGAGAAAUUCUGAGCGCGUGCUCACCUCCUCCCAAAAAUUCAAAAUUAAAACCACACAAACCCAAAACUUAACGAAAACGAAAUUGAAUUAACCGAAAAACCGAAAAUUUAAUGCAUUUAGUUGACUGAAACUACAAUAACUCUCUUCUCCCCCCUUUCUUCUCUUCACUACACUUCGCUUCAUGGCACGUCUGUGUGUGUAUUGCCUUUGUGCACGCUGUAAACCCCCCUCAACACACAC
This is a messenger RNA of Bactrocera latifrons, 3750 nucleotides long. RefSeq lists its product as uncharacterized. The coding region runs from base 1786 to 3522 and encodes 578 amino acids. The transcript is spliced from 6 exons. The record is from RefSeq and is a predicted model, not a curated record. Lineage: Eukaryota; Metazoa; Arthropoda; Insecta; Diptera; Tephritidae.